Molecule: messenger RNA, 2598 nt
Organism: Fusarium subglutinans
Lineage: Eukaryota; Fungi; Ascomycota; Sordariomycetes; Hypocreales; Nectriaceae
Product: TATA element modulatory factor
Exons: 3
Coding region: 1-2598 (865 amino acids)
Cellular component (GO): Golgi apparatus; endoplasmic reticulum
Source: RefSeq, a predicted model, not a curated record
AUGACUGCGCCGGGCAAAGGGUCGCGAUGGGGAGCGUUCCUCUCGUCGGCCUUUGAAGGUGUCGAGAAUCGUCUCGACAACUUACUGGACGAAGACCAACAGGCAGCACAAGGAUAUGAGCAGCAGCAGGGAAUGAAGGCGGCACCCUCGCCAUCACCAUCACCAAGCCCCAAACCGACUGCAUCUGCUGCUGCCCCGAAGCCCAACCGUGCCAAUGAUCGUCUACAAGCUAGGUUGGCCAAGGCUAUGGCCUCGCGAACCUCACAAUCGUCUCCUCGCAGCUCCAUCGAUACUUCUCGUAGUUCGAUUGACAAGGAGCGCCCUGCUAGCACUGAACCCGUAGUGAUGAGACAAAGCAUCGAAGUAUCGGAGAUCAAGCCAACUGAACCCGCCAACCAAGUCGACAAGUCAACCUCUGACAGCUCAGCUUCCGCCCCCCCAGCUGAACAACCAGCGACAUCUGAGGGAAGCAACAAUAGGGAGAAUAGUGAACAAGACCUCAAGCAUGAUUUCCCCACCCCGAUUAUCGUUGAGCCGCCUUCUAAGGCCGAACCUCGAAGUGCACCAGAACAAGAAGUUACGGACAAAUCCGGCAUCCAGCAAAACCUGAACAGUCCAAUACCAGAUACCAGGCAUCCUGUAGAGGCUCCACAGAUCGUAGAGGCUCCAGUUGAAGAGUCACAGAAAGACCAGAACGCCACUCAAGCCCACGCGCUUCGUUCAGAAGAGAUUCAAGAGUAUAUUGAGCAAAUCGACUCACUACAAGCCAAACUGCAAUUUCUAUCUAAAAAUGCCGCCGAUGCAGCUAGGCAGACUGCAAAUUCUGCUGAAGCGGGUAGUGUAGAGCGCAAAUUGGCCGAAAAAGAUGAGAAGAUCGCUCUGCUAAUGGAGGAAGGACGAAAGCUUUCAACUUCAGAGCAAAAGUUCCGAACAACGGUUCGCAAGCUGCGCACCCAGAUUAUAGACAACGAGAAACAGGCCAACGAACUAAAAAAAGGUAAAGAAAAAGCUCUAGCCGAGGUGGAAUCCCUACGCAGUCGAAUCAACAACAAGGAAGAGCAAGAGAAGAAAAAUGAGGAAGUGCGGAAAGCGAGCGCUACGCUCCAGAAGGAAAUCGACGCCCUGAAGAAAGACAAAGCUGUCAAGGAGGAUGCCUAUCGACGUCUGGAGCAAGAAUCUAAAGCUAAGGCUGAACACAUACAAGCCACCCACACUGAGGCGUUAAAAAAGGCGCUAGAUAUUGAGAAGAACAAACAGCAGGAACUUGACCGUACUAUCGCAUCACUGCGGUCGGAAAACGAGGCAUUGGUUGAGAAAUUGCGCCUGACUGAGGUUGAGUGGCAAGAGAAGUUAGACCGGGCAUUGGAACGUGGCCGGAAUAUUGAAGAAGAGCUAAAACUCGAGCUGAGAGCGGCCGAGGGCAAACUCGAGGCAAUGAGAGUGACGGCCGAAGAGGCUUCUGCAGGAUCUGGCGGUGACAUCAAGUUGAUACGGCAUAUUGAAACCCUCCAAUCGCAGUAUGCAUCGGCCAGCGAGAACUGGCAAGGUAUAGAGACCUCACUCCUGACUAAGGCUGCCAGCCUUGAAAAGGAGAGGGACGAAGCGCAACGGCGAGAGUCAGAAAUGCGGAAGAAGGCUCGUGACGCGGCAACUCGAUAUAAGCGACUCGAGGAUGAGCUUCAGGACGUUAGUCCAGCUCUCACAGUCGCUCGGCAGGAGCUCGAGACAUGUCGUGAAGAGCUUGCUGCCCUCAGAAUCCAACACAAGAGCGUGGAGACGGCCCUCGAACAGGCACGCAACGAGCUCGAGAAGCAGCAGCGAGUGGCGAGCAGGGAGGUUUCGGCCGAGGCCGAACGAAGGCAAUGGGCAGACGAUGUUGCUACAAGCACACCCCGGUCCCAGAGCAGACCCGAUUCCCCAUUGCUCUCUGUUGCCCGAACCUUUAGCUCGGACUUCAUCGGGCUUCCUGUACCAGCAAGACAGCAUCGUCGAGUGCCCACACCGGGAAGCCAAACCGAAAGCGCCGGCGAUGGCUUCUUCUUUGGACGAAGAAUGUCCAGUCAACCUCCUCGCCCUAGUGCUUUGUCCACAGCCGGCCAUGCGAUACCUCCCCCACCCCCUUUCUCGCCGUUUGAGCCACCUACCGAGUCACCACGCGCCGCAUCUCCGCCACCAGAUCGUGAUGAUGGUCUAGAUGAUGGUGACCCUUCAUCUCCCCGCAACGUUGCGCAAGACAUGAUUUCGGUCUCGACAGUCGGGGCUGGUCCUUCUGUUCAGCUCGUCGAGAGAAUGAGCGCGGCAAUUCGACGACUGGAAGCCGAGAAGGUGGCUGCCAAAGAAGAGAUGGCUCGUGUAUGUAGCCAGCGAGACGAAGCGCGAUCUGAUAUUGUGAACCUGAUGACAGAGCUGGAAGCACAAAAAUCCGCUUCAGCAAGGGUAAAAGAGUUAGAAGCAGAAGUAGAGAACAUCAACUCGCGAUACCAGACAACAUUAGAGAUGCUGGGCGAGAAGAGCGAGCUCGUUGAGGAGCUCAAGGCUGACGUUCAGGACGUCAAGGACAUGUAUCGCGAGUUGGUUGAACGGACCGUGAUGAAGUAA